This is a messenger RNA of Andrographis paniculata, 925 nucleotides long. Its product is annotated as protein GLUTAMINE DUMPER 5-like. The record is from RefSeq and is a predicted model, not a curated record. The coding region runs from base 9 to 440 and encodes 143 amino acids. NCBI's taxonomy places the organism in Eukaryota, Viridiplantae, Streptophyta, Magnoliopsida, Lamiales, Acanthaceae. Gene Ontology annotation, biological process: regulation of amino acid export. The transcript has 2 exons.
CCGUGAAAAUGACGAUGGGCGAAUCUACCACCGUCCCUACGACAGCGACCACGUUUUCACCACCGCCGACCGCCGUGGAAUGCUCUCCAUGGCACUCUCCGAUCCCCUACCUGUUCGGCGGGAUGGCGGGGACGCUAGCGAUAAUCGCACUCGCGCUCCUCCUCCUAGCCUGCUCCUAUCGGCGGCGUUACGGCGGCAGGGAAGAAGACUUGGAGAAAUCGGAGGGGAACUCCGGCGGCGAGGCUCCACCGGCUUUUGAAGACAAAGUUCUCGUUAUUAUGGCCGGCGAAGUGAAGCCGACUUUUCUCGCAACGCCGACGGAUUUUCCGAUCAGAAUCGACGGCGAAAAAUCUGAAAGCAAAGAAGAAGAAGGACGAAGAGAAGAAUCAGCCGUAGAUUGCUUAAAUUUCGCCGGACGACGGCGGAGCAUGAAUCGGUAGGUUCGCCGUCAAGGCCACGUGGCGGGAUGUGAUUGGGGGUGUAGCGGAAGGGAAACCGCGUGCGAAACAGAGGAUGGGAAUAUGCGAUGAGGCGAUGCGAAGCCGCAUAGCUGUACUGGCACGCCUGCAUUUAAUGCAAGCGGUUAUAGUCUGAUUACUUUAUGUGGCUACUCGUGAGUCGUGAUUUCUACAACUUUUUCGUGUAACAGCCGCCGCGUUUUGCAAUAAUACGAUGGACUAUUUCCAAAUUUGCCCCCAAAAGGAGUUUAAAAAUGAUGGAAAAAGAGUGGGAAAUUUGGUAAGAGGGGUAAUAAGUAUGGACUAUAAUAAAUGGUGAGAGUUGUCUUUUCUUGUUAAGUGUAUUGGGUUUAAUCUAAUGGGCCGUAUAGAUAGGCCCAAUUGAGUUUAGGUGGGUCGGUCUGGUUUUUAAUGUAAACUUUCUAGAAACUUCCCCCAAAUAUCGCUGUAGUUAUGAUCGAAAAAAG